CCCACCAGGCCAGCGUAAUGCGAAUUUGAAUGUAAACACGCGCAGUGCGAAUAAUAAAUGAGUACGAAAUAACAACACAAUGUCCGUGUGGCUUACUCUUAUAAAGAGUUCGCAUUGGGGCAUCGGGUGCACGCCGAAACCUGUUUUUUUGCAAGUGCGGAACUCUCGCACGGAGUCCACUGAGGAGGACAAGCGCAGUGACGACAGCCGACCGCUCAGCCACGCCUCCGACUUCAGCAGGGAUAAUAUCUUGUCGCUGAGCAACGCGCCGCGCCGCAGCCGCCGCGGCAUCGCGCCGUGCAGCGAGGCGCAGCGGCCGCUCACGCGGUACCUGCCCGUCGAUAGAGACGACUUCGACCUCAGGCGGCACGUCGAGUCCGCCGGUCACCAGAUCGAGGUGUGCCCGUACGUGUCGGUGACGUCGACGUCGUGCCGCGGCUACCUGCACAAGCUCGGCGCCAAGUUCCACACAUGGUCCAAACGGUUAGUACCUACCCUCAAGAUUGUGGCGGUACAAUUAGUACCGCCAUUUCGUCUGCGAUGCGGUGCGAAGCGACGGUGA
Messenger RNA from Manduca sexta (tobacco hornworm), 562 nucleotides. RefSeq names its product pleckstrin homology-like domain family B member 1. The coding region runs from base 80 to 562 and encodes 160 amino acids. NCBI's taxonomy places the organism in Eukaryota, Metazoa, Arthropoda, Insecta, Lepidoptera, Sphingidae. The transcript is spliced from 4 exons. The record is from RefSeq and is a predicted model, not a curated record.